Messenger RNA from Pundamilia nyererei, 2748 nucleotides. RefSeq names its product fibroblast growth factor receptor 3 (gene fgfr3). Lineage: Eukaryota; Metazoa; Chordata; Actinopteri; Cichliformes; Cichlidae. Gene Ontology annotation, molecular function: fibroblast growth factor receptor activity; ATP binding; fibroblast growth factor binding. The transcript has 16 exons. The coding region runs from base 547 to 2748 and encodes 733 amino acids. The record is from RefSeq and is a predicted model, not a curated record. Gene Ontology annotation, cellular component: plasma membrane; signaling receptor complex. Gene Ontology annotation, biological process: fibroblast growth factor receptor signaling pathway; positive regulation of cell population proliferation; positive regulation of MAPK cascade.
UCCUACUUCACAGACAGCGAGAGGAGAAGAGUCACCACUCUGCGUUGGUUGAUCAGAAGCGACGAAACGCACCGAAACUGGCAUCUGCGCCGGAGGAGACGCAAAGGAACCGCGCAUCCCGCGUCCCCGUCCGCCUCGUCCACUCUGCCCCCUCGCAGGACAGGAUGAACGGACUUUGGAGGACUGGACACUUUGGACAACGCGGACAGCAGCGCGCGGCGGAGGACGGGAUUUAGUGGAGAGAAGUUGGCGAAGACACUCGCCUUCAAGUCGUGAGGGGGGGAUUUGUGACUCUUUUUUUCCGCUGUCGCUAAACUGCUCUCCAAGCGCUGGAACGUGAGGAUUUAAAAGUAGUUUUGUGGGUUUUUGUGAAGUUUACCGGAGACUAGAGGCUAUUUCACCAAAGGAAAGCUUGGUGCCAUCUAAACUCUGAAGGCUGAUCUUUUCUGUCAAAACGGGAUACUGUGGGUCCGUGGUGGGGAGCUGUCGGACAGAUUCUUGCGGCAUCUGCGGCCGCCCUUCUGCUGGACAGUAUGCGAACGGAGGAUGUUGUCUAAGUUGGAGUCGGGCCUCGCUGCUCUGCGUCUGACCUCUUCGCCCAGAGGAAUGACUGCUCUGUGGUGCUCACUCUGGCUUUCUCUCCUCCUUCCUCUCACCGUCGUUCCAGCCGGGCUGCCCACUGCUCAGCCCACAGAGCCUGUAUCCAGCGAGACGGCCUUCCUGGAGGACUAUGUUCUGGGCAUCGGGGACACUCUGGAAAUGUCAUGUGACCCGGAAGAGCAGGAAGACCACACGGAGCCUAUUGUGUGGUUAAAAGACGGCGCUGGACUUGUGCCUUGCAACCGGAUACGGUUGGGCCAGAGGAUACUCCGCAUUAUCAAUGUGUCGUAUGACGACUCCGGGGUCUACUCGUGCCACCUCGCCCGGAGCAACACGCUGCUCAGCAACUACACCAUCAGGGUGACAGAUUCUCUGUCGUCUGGUGAUGAUGAAGAUUAUGAUGAAGACCCUGAAGGUGCAGGUAAUGAAAAUGAAGCGCCAUAUUGGACCAGGCCAGAACGAAUGGACAAGAAAUUAUUGGCCGUUCCUGCGGCCAACACCGUCAAAUUCCGCUGCGCUGCGUCUGGAAACCCACCACCAACCAUACACUGGCUGAAGAAUGGCAAAGAGUUCAAGGGAGAGCAGAGAAUGGGAGGCAUCAAGCUGAGACACCAGCAGUGGAGUCUGGUGAUGGAGAGCGCCGUGCCGUCAGACCGGGGAAACUACACCUGCGUUGUGCAAAACAAAUACGGCUCCAUCAGCCACACCUACCAGCUCGACGUGCUCGAGCGUUCACCUCACAGGCCCAUCCUCCAGGCUGGUCUGCCAGCCAAUCAGACGGUGGUGGUGGGCAGCAAUGUGGAGUUUCAUUGUAAGGUUUACAGCGACGCCCAGCCGCACAUCCAGUGGCUCAAACACAUUGAGGUGAACGGCAGUCGCCUUGGCCCCGACGGUGUUCCCUACGUCAACGUCCUGAAGACGGCUGGCAUUAACACUACAGAUAAGGAGCUAGAGGUUCUCUUCUUGACCAAUGUGUCUUUUGAGGAUGCGGGCGAGUACACUUGUCUCGCAGGGAACUCUAUCGGCUUUUCUUACCACUCUGCUUGGCUGACGGUGCUUCCAGCAGUGAGUCCACAAAAGGAAGACUACUACGCCGACAUCCUUAUCUACGUGACAGGCUGCGUGCUCUUCAUCCUCGCCGUGGUCAUCGCAAUCCUCUGCCGUAUGAGGAUGACCACGCAGAAGACUCUGCCCACGCCUCCCGUGCAAAAACUGUCAAAGUUCCCCCUCAAGAGACAGCAGGUGUCCUUGGAUUCCAACUCUUCCAUGAACUCAAACACGCCGCUGGUCAGGAUCGCCCGUCUGUCGUCCAGCGACGGCCCGAUGCUCGCCAACGUCUCGGAGCUGGAGCUGCCGUCCGACCCCAAAUGGGAGUUCCCUCGGACACGGCUAACUCUGGGUAAACCUCUGGGAGAAGGCUGCUUCGGUCAGGUGGUUAUGGCUGAGGCUGUUGGCAUCGACAAAGAGAAGCCCAACAAGUCGCUCACUGUUGCUGUGAAAAUGUUGAAAGAUGACGCCACAGAUAAAGAUUUAUCAGACCUGGUGUCAGAAAUGGAGAUGAUGAAGAUGAUUGGGAAACACAAAAACAUCAUCAACCUACUCGGAGCCUGCACACAGGAUGGUCCUCUGUAUGUCCUGGUGGAAUACGCCUCCAAAGGCAACCUGAGGGAGUACCUGCGUGCACGGCGGCCACCGGGCAUGGACUACUCCUUCGACACGUGCAAAAUCCCCGAUGAGCAGCUCACGUUCAAAGACCUGGUGUCCUGUGCCUACCAGGUUGCCCGAGGCAUGGAGUAUCUUGCUUCACAGAAGUGCAUCCACAGAGACCUGGCAGCCAGAAACGUCCUUGUGACGGAGGACAACGUUAUGAAGAUCGCCGACUUCGGUCUCGCCAGAGACGUGCACAAUAUAGACUACUACAAAAAGACCACAAAUGGUCGUCUCCCCGUGAAAUGGAUGGCUCCAGAGGCUCUCUUCGACCGGGUCUACACGCACCAGAGCGAUGUGUGGUCUUAUGGGGUACUGCUGUGGGAGAUCUUCACCUUGGGAGGCUCGCCGUACCCAGGGAUUCCAGUGGAAGAACUCUUUAAACUGCUGAAGGAAGGACAUCGAAUGGAUAAGCCUGCCAACUGCACCCAUGAACUGUAG